Molecule: messenger RNA, 1344 nt
Organism: Lingula anatina
Lineage: Eukaryota; Metazoa; Brachiopoda; Lingulata; Lingulida; Lingulidae
Product: cytochrome P450 1A1-like
Biological process (GO): progesterone metabolic process; hormone biosynthetic process
Molecular function (GO): iron ion binding; steroid 17-alpha-monooxygenase activity; heme binding
Source: RefSeq, a predicted model, not a curated record
CCGUUGAAUUUAAUAUUACUGAAGUGAACAUUCACCAGAAAGCAACUGGGAAAUUGAAGGGAUUUUCAGUCAAUUUAUUAUUAUUAUUAUCAUUAUUUUAUAGUUUACUAAUUGUAUGUAGCCAAUAUAAACACUUCACAAAAUGUACUAUAUAAAUUGUGAUAAAUAGUUCUACUGAAAAUAAGUAGCCUUUAAAGUAUGGUCAGUUUUUAUUUCAAAGGUGACGCAAGAGACAUCACGGACCACCUUUUGCUGUUGAAAGAGGAGCUGACACCUGAAAGUGAUGAGAACGCCAAGGAGUCGUUGACCGACACUAGAAUCCUGCAAAGCGUAUUGGACAUAUGUAUUGCUGGAACCGUGACUUCAUCCGACACGUUGAAGUGGAUGGUAAUGUAUGUAGCAGCUAAUCCAAAAGUCCAGACAAAGAUUCACAAGGAGAUAGACGACCUAGAAAACAAUUUGGACGAUCUUCGUCGCUGCAGAAGUAAGAUGACUUACUGCGAAGCUGUUGUUAGGGAAGUGAUGCGCAUUCGCCCUGCGGGCCCAGUGGCUUUAAGACAUAAAACACUUUGUGACACUGAAUUAGGUGGAUACGAUAUCCCAAAAGACACUAUUGUCUAUGCAAACAUAUGGGCAAUCCACCAUGACCCGAAAAACUGGGAAUCGCCAGAGGUUUUCAGCCCAGAGAGAUUCCUAGAGAAAGAUGGCAGCUUGAAAAAAUUGGAUACAAAGACAUGGUUGCCGUUCGGCAGUGGCAAAAGGAAAUGUGUGGGAGAAGCACUUGCCAUGGCAGAAAUCAUGAUGUUCAUGGCAUUGUUUUUUCAUCGGUUUAGGGUAAGCUUUCCACCAGAUGUCCAACCUAACUUCGAGCCUAUGAUGUUUGAAAUAAAUGCCACUCCCUUUCCUCAGAAGAUAAGUGUACAAAAAAGAGAAUGACAAUUUACAUCAAAGUGGUUUUAAAUGACUCAAACAAUAUUUGGACCGGUAUUCAAAUAUAUUUCGUGGAUCAAGAGGCGUAGAUGGCCGCAUUAAACAAAACACUAUUUACCUUAAGAAAGUAGGGUGGUUUUUGUAUGUUCAUGCUGUGCUCCAUUUGAUAUUUUAAGACCCUUAGUCUUGAAUUAUGAUUUUGAUUCAGAGAAACGGUUACCUACGCCCAUUCAGUCCAACAUCCACCCAGGUCCAAAAUCCACCGAGCAUGUGCGAAGUCACAUUAAGGCCAAUGGCGUAAAGCUACUGCAGCAUUGCUUGUCGAAUGGGAUUUUUAAAGGAAGAACUGUUUAGCAUUUUAAACGAUACAGUGUAUUGUACAGGCAAAACCAGUUUUAGAUAUACACUGGAGUA